Molecule: messenger RNA, 1304 nt
Organism: Sphaeroforma arctica JP610
Lineage: Eukaryota; Ichthyosporea; Ichthyophonida
Exons: 1
Coding region: 687-1304 (205 amino acids)
Source: RefSeq, a predicted model, not a curated record
AAAGAAUACAAAUCAGGAAAUGUGUGUGAUAUCAUGGUGCCAUUCGUAAUCUGCAACUAGACCAACGGGCGCGAUGUCACCUAAUGAAAACAGGAAAGGAGGUGAUUUCUCUAGCGCACCUUUGAUGGGAGGAAUCUGUUUACUCUCUAGGUUUUGCAAGCAAAGGCUGGUUAAACAUACCAGAAAGGGGAGUAAGGCGAGAGCUUAGGAGCUCUCUAAGGAGCAAAAGUAGGUCGCUGAAGAAGGGUGUGACUCCACCAGGAGGUUGGAGUAGCACACGAGGAGUGCAGGGUGUACCCCGACGAGUGUUGCGUCGAAGAAUACACGACACCAUAAUCUGCUGAAGGAAUGAGCAGGACUCACGAACCAACUACCACUCGGAAAGGGAACGCAGUGUAGGGCACGAGAUAAACAUUUCCGGGCAAACAGUGUCGAGAUUUGUUGAGAUGAGAGACGAUCUCUAGGGCGGAGAAGUAUUUAUACCAUACUUAUUUCGAGGACGUCUACACACAUUUCCAAACCUCCACUGAUCUACACAACGUACUAGUUUGUCCAACCUACGUCAAACCCGUCGGCAGAAACAUCAUACCCUUGAACGUCGGGAGGAGGACGACAUAGACCGUCGAGGAACUAAGCGCCGCCAGUCUGUCACGGACUAUACCGACCAACGAGCUGAGAAAGGGCGAAUGGAGCCACAGGAUGCACCAGUAAAGGUUCAUUACCAAGCAGUGGCUACCGGUAGACAGGCAUCCAAAACACACAGGGGUGAUAUCAGCCCAUCGCAGGAAGACGUUGUAAUCAACGGCGAGGCCAAGGGAGAUCCCGACCUGCGCGUGAACAGGGAGCAGUACAUUACUGGUGAGCAUGUAGCUAGUGAUGGGCUGCCUUCCCGUUCGUCUUCGGGUAUCUCUGGAGUCUCAUCUUCCGGUAAAGGGCAACCACGCCUACCACCUAAUAAGCGCAGGCGUCACCGCCGUCGUUCCACAAACAAGGGCACGGUGCGGGGCCAGUCUUCGACACAGAAACUAACCGAGCUCAUGGUACGACAACAGUCGCUCUUAGAGAAGUACGAGCAAAGGUUGCAGCGUACAUCUUCAGAACGACCCACGACAUUGUUGUCCGCGACCGAAGCGUCGACUAGCCCACACAAACGGGGGCAUAGGGCACAAGGUAAGGAGGACAAUCCCACGUUUUGUAUCCAAGGCCGUUCAAAACAGCACCAUGGACUCGGGUACGAAUCACCUGGGUCGGAAGGUCAAUUCUCUGAGGAGGAAGAUACCUUGCCGGCAUUGGCUAUUUAUUGA